Molecule: messenger RNA, 1355 nt
Organism: Oryzias melastigma (Indian medaka)
Lineage: Eukaryota; Metazoa; Chordata; Actinopteri; Beloniformes; Adrianichthyidae
Product: MICAL C-terminal-like protein
Exons: 2
Coding region: 149-982 (277 amino acids)
Biological process (GO): positive regulation of DNA-templated transcription
Cellular component (GO): nuclear body
Source: RefSeq, a predicted model, not a curated record
CAUGUCAAACUAAAGCAGCUGCACUGACCACGAGUCUUUAUUAUUGUUUGUUUAUUUUCUCAGUUGUUGGGCGCAUAAAUAUGACGUAACAAGCGCCGCGCGACUAUCCUAGGCGCUGUUUGUUUUAAGUUACCAACCUUCGCUACACAUGUUGUCCCAAAAUAAGAUGCACAACUGGCAGGAGAACGAGAUCAAGGAACUUCUGCUCAUUCGGGGUUCGGAGGCGAUCCGCGGUCAGAUCACCGGAACCGUGAAGGACUCGGUGGUCUACAGCAGGAUGACCAAACUGCUGGCGGAGCGGGGGGUGCACCGGACACACAUGCAAGUCAUCAGCAAGCUGAAGGCUCUGCGGAAGCAGUAUCUGAAAUAUCACGACCAGAAGAUCCGAACCGGCGGCGGUGGCCGAGUCCACUGGCUCUUCUACGACCUGUGUCACCGGGCCUUCGACAACUCCCCCAUGCUGAGCCCGUCCAAGCGGCAGCGGAGCCCGUCGCCGCCGCCCCCCGCGACGGACUCAACCCCGUCCCCGUCGCCUCCCGCAGCACCACCUCCUCCGCCCGCUGCCACCGCCAACGAGGUCCAGGUCAGCCUGUGGGAGGACGAGGUGGACGAGCAGGAGAUCAGGCAGCACCUGGAGGCAGAAGAUGACGAAGAGGAGGAGUUCAGCCCUCCGGAGCAGCUGCAGACCAUCAACACCACGUACACCGCCCCAUCCCGGAAGAGAAGAGCUACCGUGAUGGAUCAAGUCUCCACCCUGGUGUCGGCCACCGUCGCCCAGCUCCGAGAGAUGGAUGCCGCCAUGCAGGCGCAGGAAGACGCCCGUCUGCAGAGAUUAAUGAACCACGAGAGAGAAAUGCAGAACAGUCUGAUGAGUCAGCUGGUACUCAUGAAUGAGAGGAUCAGUCGAGAAAACCACGAGAGAAACCUCCAACUGGUGGACAGGAUCCUCUCCCGGUUCCCCUCGGCCUCCUCGAGCCACUGACUAGAUCUGGCGUGCGUGCUUCUGCCACAGUCAGUCCUUUGGGCAUGUGGGGACAGGUUUGAGUCAGCACUCCGCUGGCCGGUGCCUAAGCCCACAUUGGUUUGACUGAAACCGUUUGUUUUUUUUAAAAACAUGACUGAAACUCGCCUUUAACCCUCAAGACUGCUGAGUUGUAGCUAUAGUCCGGAUUCAGGUUAAAAAAACAGGCCACAGAUCUCCAGAUUUUCUGCUCACAGUGUUGGUUUCAUCUUUAUCUCAUGGCAUAGCAGCUGUAAACUGAUAGCAUAGCCGACGAGGAUGAGUGCAGACACCAAAACUAAAACCCUUUCUAGAAAACAUCAAAAGCACCACAUAAAGAUCUUUCUAACUUCAA